GCGUAACGGUAAACCGUGACGUUAGCCAGCUAGCCUUAGCAUGCUAGGCUAAUUUAAACGGCAAAUAAAGACUCGGGUUAGUCGGGUUUCCGCUAUAGACCGAUUGCGGAGCCGCUGCUAACGAAGAGGAGGGGAGAUUUAAAGAUGACAUGAAACGAUGUGCGGGUUUAUUUUUGAUUCGGAGCGGAUUAUAAAUGAACCUAGCUGGCUAGUUAGCAUGUUGUCAGGCUAAGGUCAAGAAGCCGGCCAGUCUUGACAGCUAAGGCUAAAUAACAUGGUACCCGCCCGGGUCUAGAAACGUUGGCACACGCAGGGUAUCACCGGAGACUGGGCUGCUGCCGUUUUCAGCAUUAAGAGGGAGUGGUGAUCCUACCGAACUGACACCCUGCUUUUCCUGCCAUCUCCCCGUCUCUACUACCCAGCCCCCCGUCCCGAUUUGGUGUCAGUGCUGCCGGCGGUGGAUUGGAGCACUCUGAUUGGAGGCUUUGCGAGGUGGUUUUUCGGUCUGGCGCCGCCUCCCCCCGGGGCCGGCGUGCGCUCCCAGCAGCCCGUGGUGCCCUGUGCCCCCUCCUCCCCGUCACUGCACACCAGAGCCCAUGCCCAGGGAGGAGGCGCGGUGCGUCCGCCAGGAGCCAUGUGCCUCCCUCACACCAACAACAUGGACAGCAAGCUACAGGGGGCGGGGACAGGGGGAGGGGCUUCACUUCGACAGCGAGCAGGAGGGGUUCCACUGGAGCCCUUCAUACACCAGGUGGGGGGUCACACCAGUAUGAUGCGUUACGAUGAUCACACUGUGUGUAAACCUCUGAUCAGCAGAGAGCAGCGCUUCUACGAAUCUCUGCCUCCAGAGAUGAAGGAGUUCUCUCCAGAGUAUAAAGGUGUGGUGCUGGUGUGUUUUGAAGGUGACUCCGACGGCUACAUCAACCUGGUGGCCUACCCCUACGUGGAGAGCAACACGGAGGGGGGAACUGGAGAGCACGAGGACCGCGACCCCCCAGAGAGGGAACAGCCAAGGAGGAAACACUCGCGCAGGAGCCUCCAUCGCUCCUCCUCCUCCUCUGAACACAAGGAGGAGCGGUCAGACCGGAGGGAGCCGCACGACACCGAGAACUCUGACAAUCUUGGAGAGCUGAAGAGUCCCCGACUCGACCCAAAGAUCCUCUCGGACGUUCCUUUCCAGAUGCUGGACUGGAACAGUGGUUUGACAUCAGAGAAGAUCAGCCACAAUCCCUGGAGCCUCCGCUGCCACAAACAGCAGCUGAGCCGCAUGAGGUCCGAAUCUAAGGACCGUAAACUCUUCAAGUUCCUGUUGCUGGAGAAUGUGGUUCAUCACUUCUCUUACCCCUGCAUCCUGGACCUGAAGAUGGGCACCAGGCAGCACGGGGACGAUGCCUCCGAGGAGAAGGCGGCCAGACAGAUGAAGAAAUGUGAACAGAGUACUUCAGCAACGCUGGGGGUCAGAGUUUGUGGCAUGCAGGUGUAUCAGAUGAACACCGGCCACUACCUCUGCAGGAACAAGUACUACGGCCGCGGCCUGUCGAUCGACGGCUUCCGCCAGGCGCUCUACCAGUACAUGCACAACGGAAAGGGCCUGAGGCGGGACCUCUUUGAGCCAAUCCUGAAUAAGCUUCGCAGCCUGAAGGGGGUGCUGGAGAGACAGGCGUCCUAUCGCUUCUACUCGUCCUCGCUGCUCAUCAUCUACGAGGGAAAGGAACCUGAGGGCCCCUCGGUCCUCGGCUCAGGGCAGCAGCAGCACACAGCGUGGCAGAAGAAGACCCCUGUGGCCCCUAGUGAGCCCAACUGUGGCCCCGGGCCCUUCGCUACUGCGCCCCCUGACGCUCCUUGUGAAACGGACAUGAACCCAAACCCAGGAUCGCUGUCCUCUCAGGGACCUGGACUGAUGGCUGCGCCCGCCCCCUCCCCUCAUCCUCCCACACAAGCCCCGCCCACCAAGUCAGACUGCCACUCCUUCGCCCCUCGUCCCCCCUCACCUCACCCGCGUCCAGACUCCCCGUCCCCGGCCCCCAGUUUAACUUCCAUCCCUUCUCCUGCCGCCCCCCCGCCGCCGCCGCCGCCACCGCGGCAGCCCCCCCUGGUGGACGUUCGUAUGAUCGACUUCGCCCACUCCACCUUCAAGGGUUUUCGCGGUGACACCGCAGUGCAUGAUGGGCCGGACCGGGGCUACGUGUUCGGACUGGAGAGCCUAAUCCAGAUCCUGGAGAGCCUGCGGGACGAGGAACUUCAGUAACACACACACACGCAGGUUAACUUGUGUCUUGGUGAGGACAACCCAAAGUCUAACAGGCCCUCACAAAGAUAGGCACACAGUACACACACACACACACACACACACACACACACACAGCUGGUUGUGAGUUUGUUCAGGUUGGAUCGUUCUCAAGAACUGGCUCGUCUCGGCCGCAAAUAUGGAGCAGGGUUCGCCAUGACGUCACCGUGGCACCGAGCGUCAUGCAGGGAAAUGGUUACUAUAGCGAUGGACAGGAAAUUGGACAGUGGAGACAAAGCGUCUGCUAGUUUAAGAAGGAAUUGAGAACACACACAGUUUGGACUUCUAUUCUUGUGAGGACUGAUAUAAAAGCCGCCACAAUUAAAGGCCUCAACAACGUCAACAUCAACAACAACAACAACAACAACAACAUUACCUUAUAAGGACAUUUAACCUCGUAUUCGCUGCGUUGGUCUGUAAAUUAACUCGCUCUGAGCAGCUCUCUAACCACUGUGACAUUACAGGAUGUAAGUUCUUCCCAUCGGUACCAGUUGAUGUUUUAAGAUUUUGUUGUUUCCUCUCUGUGCAGAAUGAGUUUGAUGGUGGAAAGUUGUGCUGAUGCCACUAGUGGGACCUCGGUCAGCAGCUUUGAGGCAAUUCAGAGCGGCUUCAGUAGAGGUCGGCUCCGUGCGACAGUUUGCGGCUCUUCCUAGUUUCCGAGCCUUCCAGCUAAUAGCAGCUCUACGCGUUUCCCCUUUUCGGUGAUGAAUACAGAAUACUGCCCCCUGCUGGUGUGAAGAGUUACUUGCUCUCAGGUGGGAAAACUAAUUCACUGAAAACUAAUUUCACAGUUAAAUUGGAAGCAUCUUGUUUCCAGUACAUUGAGACUAAAAACAUUUUGUCUCGGAACAGAUUUAAACUCAGACAAACGUUCCUCCUUCAGAAUUUGAAAACGUCUGCACAGUGAAGUAACAAUCAGCUCUCGUUAACGAACGUCCUCAGUCCCAAGGUCUAAACCUCCGAUCGGUCCUCACAAAGAUAGACAAGCUGGCUCAAACAUCCUGGGAACGGCUGUCUAAGGAGCUGUUUGACAGAGCGUCCUAAUCGACCAAUCAGCUGAGUCCCAGGGACCAGCCAUCACUUUACUCCUCCUCCUCACUCCAAACGUGGACGGGUGAUUGGACUCCUUCAGCGUUACCGUUGAAACGCUCUCAAACACAUCCAAGCAUCGGGUAGCGACGAGAGACGGCAUCGUCAGGAACAUGUAGACGUAGGCGUUAACGGAGAGAAUAUAGAUCCUUUUUAAAAAAUAAAAAAAACGCUGUGUGUCCAGUUUUUGAAUAAUUCAGAAACGUUAGUAGUCGUGUCCUGUGAAAAUCAUCCUCUGGGUCAUUGUGUAACGUCCGAAGUGUCACUUUCUCCAAAUCUGAUGUGGUGAUACGAAGACAUAUUUUUAUUAUUGUCAACAUGAAAAGACCAGUUUUUAACGUGUCUCUAAAAGCCCUUGUAGAUUUAAUGUCCAGAAAUGAUGACAAACACCCAAACACACUGUCCUGUUGCUGUAAAUACUCACUAGAGCAACAAAUGUGUAUCAGCCCGCCACAGAAAAUAGUCCCAAACAAAAGCUCUACUCCUGUCAGAGUCGUGUCUCUGACAGGAGGCGUCUGACCACUUCAGGAAAUUCCUUUAAGGACUUACCGUCCACGUUGUAGCUACUAAUUAGACCAAGUUUUGUCUGAACCUUCAUCUUCAUGUCAGCACAGAUGAGACGAGCUUUUAAAAAGAUGAAAACGAUGGAUCAUUUGACUUGAUCAGAAUCACUUCACAGACCUUGUUGUGUUUUUUUUAUUCAGUCACACUGUUGGAUCUUUUCAUGAGAUUUGUUGACAGUAACAAAAAUAAAGAGUAACACCGGCUUUAUUCUGUGUGUUAGGGCUGGGUGAUAUGGCUGAAAAAUAAGAAUAAUAUUUUUUAUAUAAAUUAUAUACACAUAAAUAUGGAUGUGAUAUAAAUCAUUAUUUUUUAAAAACAAACUAGAGCAAUCUAGUAUAUCUUUUAAUUUACAGCUAAUUUAUUCAGCUAUGAUUUGGAAAAUAUUCUAAAUAAAUUCUUUAAUUGUUGAAGAUUAUUUUGUAGAUAAUAAUAAUAAUAAAUUAUCGCCCAGUCCUGUCUCAAAAACAAUAUAAAUAUAAAUAUAUAUAUGAAGAGACCCAUCCUGCACCUGUCAGCAGAGUUGGACACAGUGUGUCUCCUCUGAUUGGCCCAGAUAUGACGGCGUUAGCCAAUCGUAUUUGUCCAUUUAUGCUUCACCCUGACCUGUGGCUGGCCCUGAUGCAGCAGCGCCUCCUGCUGGACGGCAACAGGAACUCAACCCCAGGAGCUGGAAUGACAGAAAGAGAGCAAAUAUGAAUAUUUUAUUUUUGGUUUAUCAAGGUGAUAAUUUAUUUUUUUAUUGUACCUUUGCCCAUGUGUGCGGGUAAAUGUUUUGUCUUUUACAUGUCUCGCCCCUAAAUGUAUAAAAUGUAAAGAAACGUAAGUGGAUCAGAGGCACGGUGUGUGAAACGUCAGGAGCAGUAUUAUUUGUUUCCAGACUUCAGACUGUGGUGGAGCUGUUGCUCUGGUGGGAAGCUCUGUUCAACGUGUGUGUGUGUGUUAGGAAAAAAAAAAAAAAAAAAACGUAGACGCCAUCUUUAGUCUUUGGUUUGUUUCACUUCACAUUUAAGGAGUUGGUUAAAGAACUGCAUGCACAUCAACGUCCUCAUGUUUGAGUCACCGUGUUACGGUCCUCUCAGAUCAUGGAUAUUAGCCUCUCAGCGACUGAUUGGACUUAUUUAGCAGCAUUUUCUGCAUCUGACAUCAUCCUGACUGUUUGUUAGAGCAGUGAAAGUAAAUGAGAUUAAAUCUUUCCAGAA
This is a messenger RNA of Mugil cephalus (flathead mullet), 5139 nucleotides long. RefSeq names its product inositol hexakisphosphate kinase 1 (gene ip6k1). The transcript is spliced from 9 exons. The coding region runs from base 635 to 2248 and encodes 537 amino acids. Gene Ontology annotation, molecular function: inositol hexakisphosphate kinase activity. NCBI's taxonomy places the organism in Eukaryota, Metazoa, Chordata, Actinopteri, Mugiliformes, Mugilidae. The record is from RefSeq and is a predicted model, not a curated record. Gene Ontology annotation, biological process: inositol phosphate biosynthetic process; phosphatidylinositol phosphate biosynthetic process. Gene Ontology annotation, cellular component: cytoplasm; nucleus.